Molecule: messenger RNA, 1173 nt
Organism: Enhydra lutris kenyoni (northern sea otter)
Lineage: Eukaryota; Metazoa; Chordata; Mammalia; Carnivora; Mustelidae
Product: RAB3B, member RAS oncogene family
Exons: 5
Coding region: 202-861 (219 amino acids)
Biological process (GO): protein secretion; regulation of exocytosis; protein localization to plasma membrane
Cellular component (GO): synaptic vesicle; plasma membrane; endosome
Molecular function (GO): GTP binding; GTPase activity
Source: RefSeq, a predicted model, not a curated record
GGAGCGGAGCGGGAGCGGGAGCCUUAGCCCUAAGUAGCCGAGGUGGGUGCUAGACCCGAGCUGCACAGACUCGCACGGGCUCGCACCGCCCCGCACCGCCCUGCCCGAGAACCCGACUGAGCCUUCUGCUGCGUGUCGCCAGGUCCGCCGUCCCGCUGCUUUACCAGCAGCCAGCCUCUCGUCCCGCGCCCGGAGUCCCAGAUGGCUUCAGUGACUGAUACUAAAGCUGGAGUCAAAGAUGCUUCUGACCAGAAUUUUGACUACAUGUUCAAACUGCUCAUCAUCGGCAACAGCAGCGUUGGUAAAACCUCUUUCCUCUUCCGCUAUGCUGAUGACACCUUUACCCCAGCCUUCGUCAGCACAGUGGGCAUUGACUUCAAGGUGAAGACAGUCUACCGCCAUGAAAAGCGAGUGAAGCUGCAAAUCUGGGACACCGCUGGACAAGAGCGAUACCGGACCAUCACCACAGCCUAUUACCGUGGGGCCAUGGGCUUCAUUCUGAUGUAUGACAUUACCAAUGAGGAAUCCUUCAAUGCUGUCCAAGAUUGGGCUACUCAGAUCAAGACCUACUCCUGGGACAAUGCACAGGUUAUCCUGGUUGGGAACAAGUGUGACAUGGAGGAAGAGAGGGUUGUUCCCACUGAGAAGGGCCGGCUCCUUGCCGAGCAGCUUGGGUUUGACUUCUUUGAAGCCAGCGCCAAGGAGAACAUCAGUGUGAGGCAGGCCUUCGAGCGCCUGGUAGAUGCCAUUUGUGACAAGAUGUCUGAUUCGCUGGACACAGACCCCUCCGUGUUGGGCACCUCCAAGAACACCCGUCUCUCAGACACCCCACCACUGCUGCAGCAAAACUGCUCAUGUUAGGCAAGGCCCACCCUCCUGAUCUCCCCUUCUUGUGACCCCGCACCCACUCUGCUUCCCCUAUUACAGUCGGUCCACCCCCAGCCCCAUGCAGGCUGAGUUGCUGCUGUCCUUUGUUUGCAGCAGAGGCGGAAACGUGCCCCUUGAGUUCUCUGUAGAUAGUCCCACUAAUAGACACCCAGUCCUAGACUAAGAGCCAGGUCACAGCAUGGGUAGAGAUUCAUUUUACAAAAGAAGACUCCAUCUUACAAAGGGGAUUCACUUCAGGGACUUGAAAAGCGAGUCUCUUUUCUGUCUUUAAAAUAAGAUUUCCUC